CAUUCGUUCGUUAAGGAAGAAAACACUCUUUACACGCAUGAGCGACAGGUGGCGCUGAUGCUAGCUGUCACCUGUCAAGGAAAAAGGCGAUAGUGUGUUCUUCCUCGUUCCACAUCAAAACACACGUGUGCCCCCCUUCAAAAGCAGGAGCAGCCAUUAUGGAACUUCGCUGCGCCGUCCAAAAGUAUGCUUGGGGUAAAGCUGGAAAAUCUAGUCUUGUGGCCCAGCUUUCGCAGGGAAAUUCAACUGCCCCUAUAGUUGAGAAUGAUCCCUAUGCUGAACUGUGGAUGGGAACACACCCUUCCGGUCCAUCUGUGAUUAAAUCUUCCAAUGAACCUUUGCUGAAUCACCUAUUAAGCAAUGUUGACUCACUGGGAGAUGAAGAAAAAAAAGUUUUCGGGACAGACCUUCCUUUUCUGUUCAAAGCUCUGUCAGUGGCAAAGGCACUAUCAAUCCAAGCCCAUCCCAAUAAGAAACACGCUGAGGAGUUGUUUGCCACUCGCCCUGAUCUCUACAAGGAUCCCAAUCACAAGCCUGAAAUGGUGACUGCUUGGCUAGGGCCCUUUGAAGCCUUGUGUGGCUUCAGGCCUGUAGCAGAUAUCAAAUUUUUUCUCCAAGAAAUUGACGAGUUGGCCGCAGUGGUGGGAAAGUCGGCGUGUGAGGCGCUAGUCAAGGCCGAAUCCGAUUCAGGGGAAAUGCAAGCGCUGCGUGAAUGUUUCUCCGCUUUGAUGAACACCAGCGAGGAAUCGAUUGCUUCCGCGCUAAAGCAGUUUGAGCAACGCAUCCCGUCUCUUAGUGCCGAGAAGAAGGACGCGCUUCAAUGUGACCUUUUCACGCGGAUUGCCACUGAUUUUCCGGGCGACGUCGGCUGUUGGAGCGUUUAUUUCAUGAAUUACGUGGUUCUACAAGAAGGAGAAAGCAUGUUCCUCGGUCCCAAUGUUCCUCACGCUUACAUUUUCGGGGAUUGCCUCGAGUGUAUGGCAUGUUCCGACAACGUGGUCCGCGCUGGACUGACGCCUAAAUUCAAAGAUAUCGACACGCUGUGCUCAAUGCUCGAUUACCAAGCAGGACCAGUGGACCGCUUCAGAAUGCAGUGGAGCACCGUCGAUGAAUUUUGCCAGACAUGCUCUCCUCCUGUGCCGGACUUUGCCAUGGCUCGUCUGCAACUGCCUGCCAGCGCCACCGUCGACAAACCGUACGGUUUGCCCGUCAGAUCCAACGCCAGCAUCCUUUUGAUCCUGCAGGGUCAUGCCACUAGCGUCGAAACUAAAGAAGACUUGAGUUUCGGUCAAGUACUCUUCCUGAAAGCUGGCCAACAGUUGACUGUGCAAGUCAAAGGCCAGCAAGAUUUGAUCGUUUAUCAAGCAUUCGCUAAUGUUUGAACCCCGACAAAAGGAGUACAGACAUCAGAGAAUGACGGGGCGCGAGAGAGUCAGAAGAAAGAAAUGAAAAAUGAAAAAGAUGAAGAGAAAAAGUGAUGAAAACUGGGAGCGCCUGUCGUCUUUUGUUACUGAGUUCGUGAUAUUUAUUAUGUAGCUCUCAUGGAUGUGGUUGAAUACAAAAAUGGGUUGGUGUGGCUAAAA
Daphnia magna is the source of this 1583-nucleotide messenger RNA. RefSeq names its product mannose-6-phosphate isomerase (gene Mpi). Gene Ontology annotation, molecular function: zinc ion binding; mannose-6-phosphate isomerase activity. Gene Ontology annotation, cellular component: cytosol. NCBI's taxonomy places the organism in Eukaryota, Metazoa, Arthropoda, Branchiopoda, Diplostraca, Daphniidae. Gene Ontology annotation, biological process: GDP-mannose biosynthetic process; carbohydrate metabolic process. The record is from RefSeq and is a predicted model, not a curated record. Bases 159 to 1382 code for a protein of 407 amino acids. The transcript has 6 exons.